CGCUAGGGAUGAAGACUCUAUGGCAGGCGUUGCUGCGCGCGGCGGCGGCGGCAGACGCGUUUGUUAGCAACGGCGGACGUCUCGCGGGAUUUGGGAGCGUGUUUUCUUUGCGCGGGAAGAGGAAGGAGCGUUUGGAGCUUGCGGAAUGGAGGUGGUGUCAAAUGGGUGUAAAAUGGUGUUCCCGGAACGUGCCACUGAGCUCUUCAGAGGUGGUUGUUUGAUUCGUUUAGCAAGGAGACGUUUAGCAAGGGAUUCAGAAGCUGGGAAGGCAUAAUUUGAUAUUGCCAAGUGCACAUACUAACAGCACGGCGCUGGGACCUCUGACAAUUAAAAUUCGGCCUAGCAAAUCACAGGGUUUGUUUACAAAGCUGAUAAUUAAGCUAAGGCUGCAGCCUUGAAACACUUGGGAGCAAGCCCUAUUGGAUUCAGUGGGACCUACUUCUGAGUAAACAAUAAUUUCCAAAAAGAUUUUGGUGAUGUACAGAAUUGGUCCUGACUAAUUUUUUGUAAUUUGAUAGAUACCAGCGUGCUGGAUAUUUACAGAACACAAAGAUGUACAGUCUAACUUGGCUUGGAUCCAGAAUUAGCUUUGUGUUUCAUCCAGUCUGCCUUCUUGAAACAAAGGGCUUUUUGUGUGGGAGAGAUGCAGAGACAAGGAUUUGCAUUAGUUUGAUUUUAGCCAAUGCUGAUAAGAACUGAAAGUUUUUAGAAACAGACUUGCCCAUCAGACACCACAAAUGAAGAACUCAGUGGGGAAAACUGCUGCACACCAGAAGCCCCACAGCAGAGCUCAUACUGAUUUGUAUUGUUUUUCAAUGCCUGCUAAAGCCUUUUUCUUUAGACAAGCAUGUAUUAAUUUGAUCCUUCACAAUAAAAUGAAGUUGUACUUUUUAGUUUCAGCAGUUCCAUUUCUUGACCUCUUAUACAGUGAGUGAUGGCCGCAAGUCUCAGCACUGUUGAUUUAGAACACAUUCCUGAUUCAGGAAUAUUGCAGCCAGCCUAGUACUGAUAGCUGGCACUGAUCUUAAUAGCUCAUGAAACAAACUCCUAGACAAAAGUGAUCUUGUAUAGUAAUGCUGUUAAAGUUAUGUAUUACUGUAUUGCAUUUGCAUAUAAAUAAAAUCUAACAAAAAAUCCAACAGAAACAAGAUCCCAAAGACAACAUGUUUCUGAAUAAAAACAACAGGACUCUGUGACCCCUUAAAAGGCAACCAUCUUAUUGCAGCAUGAUGAGUAUUUGAUCAGCCUACUUUGUAGAAUAGAUCAUCAGGUGUAUGAAGCAGACACGCAGCUCAGAGGUCUGUACAAAAUAUCCCCGUGAAAACAUUGUGUUGAAUCUUUCAGCAGGAUUGUCUGAGCUGCAGGUGCAAGGGCAACACGUGCUUUUCCUGCUGUAGCCAAGUGCAUCUUAGUGUAAUCUCCUUUGCCUUAAUAAAUCUAGCUUAGGGCAUCAUUGUAGGGCUGGAGAUAUCAGAAAGCAAACAGAAAUCCCGGGAGAAGAGAACAGAGCCUAUCUCCAGAAAAGAUGCUAGUUUCGCCGAUGGCUGAGAGAAACAAGGAAACCAUCCUUGAGGUGCUGGCUGACUAUGUGGAUGACACAAGAUCAGCUUUUGGGCUUGAACUGGGAUCUGGCACAGGACAGCAUGUGGUGCACUUUGCCCAGGCCUUGCCCACGGUCAUCUGGCAACCCUCAGAGAUCAGCCCAGCUUCUCAACAGAGGUAUACUGGGGCCUGUGGUGACAGCAAGGGAUGGGUGUUGUAGUAGUGUGUGGACCAUGCUUUCCCUUGGCCCCAGCAGAAUGUUGGCACAAAAUCUGCACUAAAAAGAACUGGCUCUUAGUCCUUGUUUAUAGUCAACCAAAAGGGACUGUCAAAAACCAUAUGGCAGCUUGUGUUCAGUAGACUGGAAAUGCCUUUCCAAGAAAUAGCUAGACUGUUCUGCAUUGGACAGAUCCUAGCUGUGCAUAUAUUCUUGGUAAGAAAGACUUGCUGCUGAAGCAGUAACGGCAUGUGUAUAUUUCAGCGGAAUAGUGAGAACUUCUUGGUGGCAAUCUGUCUUAGACUAUAGAAUAAUCUGGCAAUAAAACAGUAUAUGCCAAGGUAGAUGCAUUUUUUAAAAACUUGGCUUUAAUACCUGGUGUUGCUUUGACUACUUAGCCUGGGUCUGUGGAUUGUUGGUAGAUUAAAAUUAUCAUGGUUAAUACUACAGUUAAUAUUACAGUAUGAGAAAUGAGGAUUAUUUUUUUUGAGUUGUGGUAUGACAAACAUGAACAAACGGUUGGCGAGCGUCCAAGGGGUUUUCCAGACGUUCCUUCAUUACAUUUUAUUUUAUUGUUAGCUAUUCCUGAAAUUUACAAUUUGCAAAACAUGCACAAGGGUGAGGAUAAAAUUGUAACAGCAUUUCGUAGGUGGCAUCUUGGCCUGCGCAAAAAUCAUCUGGCGCAAACAGCUUAAGUCAACAGAUGGAGUAAAGAGGGUGUUGUGUGGGGUAUUCCUUUUCAAAUAGCAAUAACAUUUCUAAUAGUCAUUGCUCACCAAGAGGUGUUGGGAGGGAUGAGGAAGAAACUGAAGGGCAUAAAAUGGCAUGGGAGAUUGUGCCAGUGUGCUGUAUUGCUUGUCGCUAGCGUCACAUACACAUGUAAUUGAGUGCCUGUGUCAUUUACACUGACCAUAAUUCACAGAGCAGUCACAUCUGAAAUCUUAGCACUGUCACUUGGAAAAAUCAUAAAAAUGUGUCCACCCCUUUAACUUGGAGAAUCAAUGUUGGAUGCAUAUAUCAUACCCUUGUCUAGCCUUUCUCUGGUUCAGAGAAAGAAGUUACAUACAUUUCCCACUAGCAUCCUACUAUAUUACCUGACUGUAUUUCAAAGCCAGUGCUGCUUUUUUUGUGGGGCCAGGAUGAAGGAAACUGGAGAAAGUAACUCUCCCCUUUUUUUAUUAUGGCUUUACACACAAAAAUAAGAAUCUUCCAUCUUUUCCCACAGCAUCUCUGCUUACAUCCAAGCCACCAAGGUGACCAAUGUCCGAGAACCCCUUGCCAUAGAUGUAACACAGCCAUGGGACCAGUGGGCUGGCUUGAGUCAAGGCUGUUGUGACUUCAUCAUUAUAAUUAACCUGCUGCACAUGACUGAUCAAGGCCUGGAGGUAUGACAAAGCACUUAGGUCAAUAUUAUGGAAACUGACCUCUGCAAAGGAUCUUAUUCAACAGAUAACCUUUUGCGUUACAGGGAAUGUUUAAAGGCAUAGGACAACUGCUGAAACCUGGAGGCAUUUGCUUGGCCUACGGGGUGAGUAUAGGAAAACCAUCCAUUACAGCUUAAGCUCAGUGGGAAGGCAAUCACAGGCAAAGUCCGCUUUGCCAGGAUUCCCCAUCUGACCUGCAAGGUCAUAUUUCAUUACAUCUAGGUAUGGGUUGGGGUAUGCCAGGAGUCUUGAUUUGUGCAGCUCUCAAAGUGCCUGACCACCAGCUUGUUGUUGGGAGCCUUUGAAUUGAUGCGCAAAACAGGAGCCCCAGGAUCACUCUCCCUCCACAUCAGCCAACAGGAAGGCGAGUGCUUCUGCUUAUUGCUCUGCUCGGAUGCGUAAGAGUUUUGUGCACCCAAGCCCAGUGCUAAGCAGUAUCCACCACCGUCCCUACAUCAACUUGAUGGAAAAGGAGAACCUCAAGGUUGGAAAGCAGCUCAUAUUUUGAUUCAGGUCUGCCACAAGACUUCUUGCUCUUCCGCAAACGUGCUCAUGAGUCUUACAGCACAACGCCUCCUGCGAAGCAAAUCCUACUGAAUUCAAUGGGGCUUGCUCAAGGGUCACUGAUGUUAGGUUUGUUGCCUUCGUUCUAGACCUUUGCCCUAAGAGCCCCAUAGAAUGCUGGCCUGGUGUUAAUUCCCUCUGCUUCCACUCCACAGCCCUUCGCCGUUAAUGGGAUCAUCCUCCCAGAGUGCAAUGUGCAACUGGAUAACAUGCUCCAGGCCAGGUAUGUUAGAGCUGAAGGACAGGAUUCCAUCUCAUCUCCCUUGUGGUGACCACCAAAGGCCUAGUGAGGUCAAGGCAGGAUGGGGAAAGGCUACUUGGAAAUUUCCCCUUGAUUUAUUUCCUCACUAUUUACAUGUUGUGUAGUAGCAUGGAAGAUGGACAACAGGGCAAGAUUUUGUGUUACAUGAUGAAGACGAGCUACAGGCAGAGACCGUGUUUAGCCUUUAGCCUACUGUUUCUCCUCCUUUAGGAAAGGGCCUAAGGAUUUCGUUGUGACGAGGCCAUGUUCUACUUUUAACACAUUAUGCUCUUAAAAUGGCAGAAAUCCUGAGUGGGGACUGAGAGAUGUGGAGGAGCUUCGUCAACUGGCAAACACUAAUGCACUGCGGCUCGAGCGCAUGGUAAGAGGCUGAGGUCAGCCUACAACAUUGUAGGGAGCAAUGAAAUAGAACUGCAGAAACCACAACCACCAUUUCCCACUCUUGCUCUUUGUUUCCUGGGAAGGGGGAUCCCACCAGCUCUGCAGUUUUUCCCAUAGGCUUCCAUUUUGCUCAUCCUCCCUCAUGCAAUGACUCAGCGCCUAUUUUUCUUCCUUAGCUGGAGAUGCCUGAAUACACCAAAUGUUUGAUCUUUCGGCGGAGGGAGUUAUGAUCUCUGGCUACGGAAAAGUCAAAGGAGGACUGCCCUAUUUAUAUGGAUGGGUGUGGAAAUUAAAUUAAGAAAAAGAAA
Podarcis lilfordi (Lilford's wall lizard) is the source of this 4698-nucleotide messenger RNA. The record is from the annotation of a GenBank genome assembly. NCBI's taxonomy places the organism in Eukaryota, Metazoa, Chordata, Lepidosauria, Squamata, Lacertidae.